This is a messenger RNA of Sodiomyces alkalinus F11, 1458 nucleotides long. Its product is annotated as prohibitin-2. Gene Ontology annotation, biological process: mitochondrion organization. The transcript has 3 exons. Gene Ontology annotation, cellular component: membrane; mitochondrion. The coding region runs from base 155 to 1075 and encodes 306 amino acids. The record is from RefSeq and is a predicted model, not a curated record. Lineage: Eukaryota; Fungi; Ascomycota; Sordariomycetes; Glomerellales; Plectosphaerellaceae.
CACGCAGCUCCGAACUCUCGCCCCUGAAGCCAGCUCUUCGCAUCUUUGGGCUUCAUAGCCACCGAGCCACUGCCCAUCAAGGUGGACUGGAAUAAUUUGAGAUUGAUUUUUGCACUCGUUCCUCUUUCCAUUCUUCAGCCAUCGUCAAUCGAAGAUGCCUGGAGGCAGAAAUCCCAUGGAGGAGGCUUACGAGCGCCUCCGUGGCGUAGCUCGUCAGUCUCAACGACAUGGUGGCGGCAUGCCCGGAGGUCGAGGUGUAGGGAUGGGGAUCUCUGGCCUCGUUCUCCUAGCUGGAUCUGCUUUCUUUGCACAAAAUGCAUUAUUCAACGUCGACGGUGGCCACAGAGCUAUCAAAUAUCGACGACUUAGUGGGGUUGGCAAGGAUAUUUACAGCGAGGGAACUCACCUGAUGCUUCCUUGGCUGGAGACCCCGGUUGUAUACGAUGUCCGCGCAAAGCCCCGAAGUGUGGCAUCCCUGACUGGCACCAAGGAUCUCCAGAUGGUUAACAUCACGUGCCGCGUACUAUCGCGUCCGGAAAUCAGUGCUUUGCCUCAGAUCUACAGAACCCUGGGAACAGACUAUGAUGAAAGGGUCUUACCGUCCAUUGUCAACGAGGUCUUGAAGAGUGUUGUCGCUCAAUUCAAUGCCAGCCAACUCAUCACGCAGAGAGAAAUGGUAGCGAGACUCGUUCGUGAAAACCUCUCCAGGAGAGCCGCUCGCUUCAAUAUCUUCCUGGACGAUGUUUCUCUAACUCACUUAGCCUUCUCGCCCGAGUUCACUGCAGCUGUCGAAGCCAAACAGGUCGCCCAGCAAGAAGCCCAGCGCGCAGCCUUCAUUGUGGACAAAGCUCGGCAAGAGAGACAGGCCAUGGUCGUUAAGGCCCAGGGUGAAGCACGGUCAGCCGAGCUCAUUGGCGAAGCCGUUAAGAAGAACAAAGCAUAUGUUGAGCUAAAAAAGAUUGAGAAUGCUCGGGCAAUUGCCCAGCAGAUGCAGGAAUCGGGGGCGAAAAAUAGGCUACUCCUGGACGCAGAGGGUCUGGGCCUCAACGUGUUUGAGAGCAGUGAAAAGAAGUGAACAAGGGACAUCAUGGUUGUCGACAUAGGCAGUGACGUCUAAUCUCCACUAUAUAAUUCAACGGCACGACCUAUGAACAUGUGUCACCAGGGCCGAGAACUUGGCAAGAUCACUGGUUAGGGUAGUAGUAGUAGUAGUAUGAUUAUUUAACGCCGGGAUAUCUCUAAGAAGAGCAAAGGCUGUUAAAUACAGCGUAACCGUAAAAUAACGUAGAAAACAGUAAUAGGGCAGUUGGUCCAUUGAUUCAAUUGAGGCUUGUAAGUCUGUAGAUCUGUGUGUGCAACUAUAAUUUGUCAGAUACAGCGUAACCGGAACGGUCAAGAUAGGGUCAAAAUUAAAGGGUCAAAAUUAAAGGGUCAAAAUUAAAGGGUCAAAAUCAAAGG